AAAAGGUUAAGUAUAUGGAUUGCGGCCUGAUUGGGUUAUGUCAGUUUCUAUAAUAAAGUAAAUAGUUCAAUUAAAUAAAAAUGUAUCGAAGAAUUGUUACGAAUCUUGUGAAGCUUGUACCGAAAAGAAAUCCGAACGCGAUAAUGCGACCAAUGUCUGCAAAGUCGGUGGUAUCUAAAUCAAUUGGAAACUGGGAUUUGUAUGCAUCUGUCCUUGUGGAACGUCUGCCCAUCGUAUCAAAAAGUUUUAACGCCAUUGAACGUGAAUUCCAGGAGCAACUAAGGCGCGUAGAGUUCGAGAACAGUUUGCAGUCAGAUCAUGAACUUAAACAUCAACGAGAUUUAAUACAAAGUGAAUUAAUCAAAAAAGGAAAAAUGGAAGUGGACCUUGACGACAGCGCUUCCAAGCAGACAGCACAAGAUUUAAAAGAUGCCUACUCAGAGGAGUUGAAAAGUUUUCAAUUUGCUUUACGGUCUACUGCGGACGAUGCAACCAACAAAACAAAUUCAACAAAUAGAUGUUUAGAAGAUACUUUGUAUCUGGUUGUCGAGGAAUCAUUAAGCAAACAAGCGGUGAAAAUGUUACCACAAGGUCCACGAUUUGAUGGGGAGACCAUGCGUCAGGCGGCAGAACGAGUGCUACGAGAGAAAUGUGGUACUCAAUUGGAGGUUACUUUCUAUGGAAACGCACCAUGCGGAUUUUACAAAUAUAAAUAUCCGAAAGAAGUGCGUAAAAGUAGUAUCGGAGCCAAAGUUUUCUUUUACCGAGCAUCCCUGCAUGGCGGUAAUGUCGAUACAGCUAUUGCGAAAAAUUUCGAAUGGCUGACAAGGCCAGCAUUAGAGGAACAACUUCAAAAAUCUGAAUAUUCAGAAAGUAUACAAAAAUUUUUGUUAUAGAAUAAAUGUACAUCUACCCAAAACAUGCAAAUAAAUCCUGGUUAAAAUCAA
This is a messenger RNA of Bactrocera latifrons, 947 nucleotides long. It is a transcript of the gene mRpL46, whose product is annotated as 39S ribosomal protein L46, mitochondrial. Bases 81 to 896 code for a protein of 271 amino acids. Gene Ontology annotation, molecular function: structural constituent of ribosome. Gene Ontology annotation, cellular component: mitochondrial large ribosomal subunit. The transcript has a single exon. The record is from RefSeq and is a predicted model, not a curated record. NCBI's taxonomy places the organism in Eukaryota, Metazoa, Arthropoda, Insecta, Diptera, Tephritidae.